UGAGAAAUGCUGAAGGUGCAGCAUUAUGGUUUUUGGUUUAUUAGCUAAUAUAAAAAGUUGUAAACAAUAUAUUUUAGUCUCAUUUUAUGAUAAAUCAACUUUAGUUUGCAAUCAUAAGUUAUUACAAAGAUUUAGGUGUUUUAAAGUGAGUUUUGUCAUUUGUAGAUUGAUGCUAAUUUUAGCUAUAAUUCAUAUGUUACCAGGUGCGAUUAUAUAUUACAUUAUUCAUUUUGAAAAGAUAAAUCACACAAGGCUAUAACAAAAAAACUUUUGCUUUCUAGUUUGUUUUCUUAAUCGUGAGCGCGGCGGUGUGUCUGUUGAAGUGCUGAACAGCCGCAUUGAGUGAGCGGUGUUUUACAACAGGUUCCUUUACUCAUAGAAAUAAUCUUAGACAAGCUGUCCGAGAUUAUUGCUUGCUUUAUCAGUAUGAUUGUAUGUUUUUUCUGUUUGUGUUUUACCAUUCUGAUAACUGGUGAUGCCUAAACCCAUCUUUCACAUCUUAGAAAGCACUUUGGUCUGAUGUGAACAGGUGUUGCUGGUGUAAUGGAGUGGAGGAUAUUUUCCUGACACACUUUGAGCCUCUUAUAGUUUACCAAUUGAGUUUAAAUGCCACAGCUGACUUGAGUAUUGUUGCUGAUCAUGUCCAUCCCUUUAUGGCCAUCUUCUGACGGCUACUUCCAGCAAGAUAACGCACGUCACAAAGCUCAAAUCUUCUCAAACUGGUUUCUUUAACAUGGACAAUGAGUUCAGUAUGCUGAAAUGACCUCCACAGUCACCAGAUCUCAAUCUGAAUGUCAGUAACCAAACAGUUGAUGGGCCAUUGACUUCCAUAGUAUUUUUCCAAUCCAAUCCAGUUUGGUUACCCAUAUUCUAAUGUAUUCAAAAUAUCUUUUUUUGUGUUCAGCAGAAGAAAGAAAUUAAUAACAUUUUGGAACAACUUGAGGGUGAAUAAAUGACGACAAAUUUUCAUUUUUAGGUGAACUAUCCCUUUAAGAGUCUCAGGAGGAAGCUGUGGUUUAGUGUUAAGGAGGAGGGUCAACAUGGUCAAAGAAUAUAAAGUGUGAUUUUAACAUAGAUAGCACUACUUUAUGUAAGAAGAUGAAGAAAUUACUAUUUUUAGCUGCUCUGUUUGUGGCUGUUUUUGCCAAAAAGACUUUCAAGAGAGACCAGGUUCUUCGGAUCACUGCACAAGAUGAGGCACAAAUCUCUCUCCUGAAGGAACUUUCUGAACAGGGGCAUCUUGGGUUGGACUUCUGGAUGGAGCCCGUUCAUGAGUCCCUGCCUGUGGAUGUUCGUGUCCCUUUUCACAGCCUCCAGGCUGUCAGGGCGUUCCUGGCGUACAAUCAGAUCCAGUAUAAUGUCAUGAUUGAGAAUGUUCAGGAUUUGCUGGAUAACGAGGAACGUGAGAUGGUGAAAUAUCGAGCCUUUCCGAGAAGUACCGACGACUUUGUCUACACCACCUACCAUGACCUGAAAACUAUUUACAAUUUCAUGGACAUGCUUGUGGCAGAAAACAGUAAUCUGGUCAGCAAAAUUGUGAUUGGUCAGAGCUAUGAGAGACGCCCCUUGAACAUCCUGAAGUUCAGCACUGGAGCGAACCGCCCAGGACUCUGGAUUGACACUGGCAUCCACUCCAGAGAAUGGGUCACCCAGGCCAGCGGAAUCUGGUUUGCCAAGAAGAUUGUGACCGACUAUAGACGUGACCGCGUCCUCACCAACAUCCUUAACAAAUAUGAUAUCUUCUUGGAGAUCGUCACCAAUCCUGAUGGUUUCGCCUACACCCACAGCGAUGACCGCAUGUGGCGUAAAACCAGAAAGCCGAACCCUGGCACCAGCUGUGUUGGAGUUGAUCCCAAAAGAAACUGGGAUGCAGGCUUUGGAGGUCCUGGAUCCAGCGGUAGCCCAUGCUCUGAGAUCUAUCGCGGACCCAGUGCUCAUUCUGAGCCAGAGGUCAAGGCCAUUGUGGACUUUGUGAAAUCUCACGGCAACCUCAAGGCCUUUGUGUCCAUCCACAGCUAUUCCCAGAUGCUCCUGUAUCCAUACGGAUACAAAAGCACUCCUGCCAAGGACCAGACUGAACUGCAUGAGCUCGCCAGCAAGGCCAUCUCUAAGCUGCGUUCAUUGUAUAACACGAGCUACAAAUAUGGAAGCAUCAUUACCACCAUCUACCAAGCCAGUGGAGGCACUAUUGACUGGACUUAUGAUCAGGGCAUCAAGUACUCCUACACCUUUGAGCUGAGAGACACUGGUCGCUAUGGUUUCCUCCUGCCAGCCAAUCAGAUCGUCCCCACUGCUGAGGAGACCUGGCUGGCCCUGAUGGCCAUCAUGGAGCAUGCCAUGAAUCAUCCAUAUUAAACAAUAUUUCUUUUAUGUGACGAAGUUAAUAAAAGAGUGUUAAUAAAAACAAUUAGUGGCUGAAAAGGGAUAUAUCCAUACCAUAUCAGUUAUCAGCUAUUAUUAGUUUUUUUUUAAUUUAUCAGUAUUAGAUAUUUAAUUGUUCAUGCUCAUUUCCUCUAUUUUUACAUUUAGAUAAAAUUUGCCAUCAUCUAACGCUCUCUUAAAGUUCAUCUUUAAAAUGCUACCAGUUUAAUAACAUUAAAUUAAAUGUAAUUUUUUUCAUACUGUACAUAAUAAUGUUGUUAUAUGGAAGCCUGUUUCCGCCACUAAAUAAAAAAAUAAAAAGAGUAAUUGCAACAUUUUAUCUCAGAAUUCGGACUUUUUUCCUCGCAAUUGUGAGUUUAUAUCUCAGAAUUGUGGUUUUUUUUUCACGCAAUUGCGAGUUUAUAUCUCAGAAUUCUGACUUUUCUUUCCUUGCAAUUGCGAGUUUAUAUCUCAGAAUUGUGACUUUAUAACUCACAAUUGAAAAGUCAGAAUUCUGAGAUAAAAAGUCGCAAUUGCUCUUUUUAUUUUAUUUAGUGGCGUAAACGGGCUUCCAUAUGUUGUGAUGCCUAAAUUUACUUUAUUAAUUUAUUUUAGUUUUUAGUGUUUUAUUUUUAAUUUAUUUAGACAAAAGAGUAUAUAAAUUUUAAUACAGACCAUUUAUUAGUUAUUGACUAAAAUAUGGAAAUUAUGGUCACACUUUAGAUUGGAGUCCAAUUCUCACUAUUAACUAUGACUUUUGCCUCAUUAAACUCCUUAUUACUGCUUAUUAAUAGUUAGUAAGGUAGUUGUAAAGUUUAGGUAUUGGGCAGGAUUAAGGGAUGUAGAAUAUGAUCAAGAAUAAGGCAUUAAUAUGUGCUUUAUAAGUACUAAUAAUCAGUCACUAUCCUAGUAAUAUGCAUGCUAAUAAGCAACUAGUUAAUAUUGUGAAUUGGACCCUAAAGUGUUACCGAAACCAUUUUUAUUAAUCUUUUGUAGUAAAAGAGCUAAAAACUUCCUCCCCAGUCCAAAAAAAAAAAAAAAAAAAAAAACAUUUAUAUGGCAUUAUAAGAACACCAUUUAUUAAAACAAAAGUCAAAAAUAAUUAGUUUUGAAUUCAUGCAACAUUGUGACAUCAUCCAGAUGCAUCAACACGUCUCAUUGUUAAUACGUAGGUAUUAAUACGUAACUUUCAAAGACACAAAACGUACAUUUUUGUACGUUUAGAAAGGUACUAAAACGUACAAUAUUGACGUAAUUAUGGCACUAAAACGUAAAAAUACUUACGUAAAUAUUUUACGUUUUUUCGCUGUAAAAACGUAUCUUCAUGUCAUAAAGAUAUAUGUAUAAUUUCCAUUUUAUCGUUUUGUAGAUAAAUGUAAGAUCCCUAAACCCCAUCCCGAACCUAAACCUACCCAUUUUAUACAGAAUGUUAAAAGAAUAAAAUAAAGAACAGAAAUGUGUAGGAAAAUGACAAUUUUAGUAAAAAUAUAACAUUAAAACGAUAUUUUGAGCCACUAAUCCUACACCUACCCCUAAACCUAUAACCAUUUCUUUAAACUACCUACUGUUAUAAAUAAAAGAUUGACAGACAAACAAGCGUAAUCACAAUAAUUUAUUUUUUGCGAAAAUGUCAAAAGUGGUACCAAAAGUAGUUCAUGAUGAUGAGUUCCAGUCACAGUCCUCUCUGGCGGUAAUAGUUUUUUAUAGGGUACAGAGCAGAAUUUAACUCAUUAAUCCAUGAAAACAUGAUAAAUUCGGCUUCUCUCCGUGAAGGCGCGCACUCAUUUCAAAUGUCAAUCCACUGAAACACGGCAUGUCGCAAUCUUUGACGAAGCAGGUGAGAACCAAUGAGCGUUCGAUAUCAGUGCCGUAAACCAUGUCGUAACGCUUCUCGAGGGUGGCGCUACUUUUCAAAUUUGAAUCAUAACGAGCGCGAGCUUUGACUUUGACGGUUGCUGAGAAUGAAGAUGAAGAUUGAUGGAUAAAGGGCUGAAUUUGGAUCUGUUCCUUACAAACAUAUGGAUUCUAAAGAUUUGUAGUACAGUGAACUAAUAAAAUGGAUGUGAUUUGUGAAUUUA
This is a messenger RNA of Ctenopharyngodon idella (grass carp), 4439 nucleotides long. Its product is annotated as carboxypeptidase A1-like. Gene Ontology annotation, biological process: proteolysis. The transcript has 11 exons. Gene Ontology annotation, molecular function: zinc ion binding; metallocarboxypeptidase activity. The coding region runs from base 1099 to 2355 and encodes 418 amino acids. NCBI's taxonomy places the organism in Eukaryota, Metazoa, Chordata, Actinopteri, Cypriniformes, Xenocyprididae. The record is from RefSeq and is a predicted model, not a curated record.